This is a messenger RNA of Orbilia oligospora ATCC 24927, 1146 nucleotides long. RefSeq lists its product as uncharacterized. Gene Ontology annotation, cellular component: preribosome, large subunit precursor. Gene Ontology annotation, molecular function: nucleic acid binding; zinc ion binding. Lineage: Eukaryota; Fungi; Ascomycota; Orbiliomycetes; Orbiliales; Orbiliaceae. The record is from RefSeq and is a predicted model, not a curated record. The transcript has 2 exons. Bases 1 to 1146 code for a protein of 381 amino acids. Gene Ontology annotation, biological process: ribosomal large subunit biogenesis.
AUGCCGCCGGACACUGCCACAAACCUGGACGCCACUGCCGACACAAACACCGAAUCUCUUCCCGCCGUCCCAUCCACAAAUUACCUGUGCACAUCCUGUCAAAUCUCAUUUGGGACUAGCCAGGAACAGCGUACACACAUGAAAGAACCAUGGCACGUUUACAACAUAAAACGGCGCAUGGAAUCAUUACCACCGAUUUCUCAGAAUAUCUUUGAAACACAGAUCGAGAAAAAAGCCGACAGGAACAGCAGAAAUAGUAGUAAAAGCAGAAGUAGGAGCCGAAGUGGCAGCGAAGAAGAAGAAGGAGAAGGAGAAGGAAAUGAAGGGGACAUCUCAGACAAUGAAAGCGAGGAAAUUGCAUCACCUUUCGAUUGUCUCUUCUGCAACCAGACCUUUUUUACCGAAGACGACCAAAACGCCGAUGAAGCAUUUGCAGCCAACCUUGAACAUAUGCGUACAGCACAUGGAAUGUCCAUUCCAGAUCCCGAAAUGGUAGUGGACAUCCAAAGUCUCGUUAGCUACCUAGCCACCGAGGUGAGAGUAUGGCACGAAUGUCUUUACUGUGGUGCUACAAAGCCUUCAACAAUGAGCGUCCAAAGUCAUAUGAAGGAUAAAGGCCACUGUCGUCUAAAUUUCGAUAGAGAACCGGAGCUACUGGAAUUCUGGGAGAACCAGCGAUUCGUCGAAGAAGACGGUGCUGCGGAAUUAGAGCAAGAGCCCUCGACAAAUAAGGCUUCCACAGAGAUGAGAGUGGCUUCUGGAAAGCUUAUCGGUACGAAAGAGGCUGCGACGGCAUCUAAAAAGGCAUCUAGGAAGCGAGCUCUUGCGGCAGCGGCAGAGAUGAGAGCUUUACCACCGAGUUCGGGCUCCGAAGGGGUGGAAGUACCACCAGAACAGCUGUUUGAGAGGCCGCAGUUGUCAACCGGGCGGCAACUGGCUCGUCGUGAUGAGAUGAGUUUGAUUGGUCUUUCUGUACAACAACGGCAGGCAUUAUUGUCGGCUGAGAAGAAGGCGCAGAGGAGCGAGGCAAUGGCGAGGAGGGCAAGGGAAUGGGUUUAUGCAAAAGGAGCGAAUUCGCAGAAGUUCGAUCAGCUGGAUAAUCAGAUGAAGUUUGGGAAGCAGAAUCAUAAACUGCUUCCUAGGUAG